UCGGGAACUGGAAAACAAAAGAUCCUUCGAAACAAAACAAUCCAGUGCAGUUUCACCACGUAGAAGCGCCAGUGAAAGGAAUUUGGACUGCAAAUUUUCCGUUCUAAAACGCGUGAUUAUCGUAAAACUUUCUGAAAUUCCAAACCAUGAACAGCUGUUUUCAAUUGUUGGCGUGAAUAGUUAAGUGUGCGAACGAAAGAAUCGUGUUUAAAAUGUGUUGUGUUUGUGGAGAACCGUCACCCGACCUGAAAAAUGGUCUCACAAAGCAAUCCCGCUCGGCAGCAAGGAGGAGCGCAUCCAAGAAAUGGCGCUACCAGAUGAAUAGCUUUCACUAUUUCGUCAUCUUUGCCAGUGGGUCGCUGUUUUCCGGGUUGAUGUUUGGGCUGUUGACGUACGCUCCGCGAUAUGUGCUACUGCCAGCGAGAACGGCACCGCAUCAUUUGCCGGAUGGAAAGUUUCUUCAGAUUGCGGAUGAAGCCCGAGUGCUAGAACCGUACUUUCCCGCCGUCCGGAUGGGAGUUAACAAUGGCAGUGGGAAGGUGAGAAGUGAGCCGCCCGAUACCAAUGAGCAAGAGGCGCUGAGUUCUUUGAAGGUGGCCAUUGAGAUGAAAACGGUGGGUAAGGAUGACAAGGCGGCCAGAUUGUUUCAGCACGCACUGGCUCUGUCGCCGAAACAUCCGGAAAUUUUGACCAAGUAUGGUGAAUUCCUGGAGCACAACCAGCAGGAUGUCGUCAAGGCGGAUCAUUACUACUACCAGGCGCUGACGGUGAAUCCGUCGCAUUCGGAAGCGCUGGCCAAUCGGCAACGGACGGCGCAAAUCGUGGAACAUCUGGAUCAGAAACGGUUCGAACGGUUGGACCAGAAACGGGAUGCUUUGUCGUCGGUGUCGGACACGAAUAUGGCAUUGAAGAGGGCGGAGAAGGAGGCUUACAUUCAGCACAUUUACCACUCGGUGGGCAUCGAGGGCAAUACGAUGAGCUUGGCGCAAACUCGGUCGAUUCUGGAAACGAGAAUGGCCGUCGAUGGGAAGAGUAUCGACGAGCACAACGAAAUUCUGGGGUUGGAUGCGGCUAUGAAGUACAUCAAUGCGACGUUGGUUAACAAAAAUGAUUUCAUAACUCUAAAGGACAUCCUGGAAAUCCACCGACGUGUGCUAGGUCACGUAGAUCCGAUCGAAGGUGGCGAGUUUCGUCGAACGCAAGUCUACGUCGGUGGUCAUGUGCCGCCCGGUCCUGGAGAUUUAUCCAUCCUGAUGAAUCGUUUCGAGAAUUGGCUCAAUUCGAAGCAGGCGUUCCUGUUUCAUCCGGUCAAAUACGCAGCAAUGGCCCACUACAAACUGGUCCACAUCCAUCCUUUCAGCGACGGCAACGGAAGAACAUCGCGGCUUCUGAUGAACACCCUGCUAAUGCGAGCCGGAUAUCCGCCGGUUAUCAUUCAGAAGCAGCACCGCCAUAAAUACUACGACUACCUGCAGGUGGCCAACGAGGGCGACAUUCGACCAUUUGUGCGGUUUAUAGCGGACUGUACCGAGCGGACGUUGGAUCUGUAUCUGUGGGCAACGAGUGAACUUUCGCAUCCGGUUCCGCUGCUGGCGCAGGAAAACAUGCACGACGGAGUUCCGCUGAUCAAUGGUUUUGAGAAAGAAGAGCCCACGAUCGAAGGGAGCGGGGCAGGCGAUGCCAUUCGGAUAGGAACCAUUUGAUAUUUGCUUGCCUCGGUGCUUACAAUUGCGAUCGUGAUCCUGCUGCUGCGCCAACACGCCCAACCAAUCGUAACGCUAGUUGCAAUCUAGAUGAAAGCGAAUGUUCCUUCUGCCUCGAACGAAACCAAAUGCCCGGGAUACCGCCCGUGGAAGCACGGCGGAGAGCGGUGAGUACCUACCUAUUAAUAUAUCGCGUAGCUAAAUCAAUUCCGUAGAAUGAUGUUAGAGAAAUCAGAAAACAGUUUUUAGAACCAGUUCUCAGAUUCUGAGCAAAAUUUAAUUCUAGUUGAUGAAUGCGAACGAUCUAAUGUUACCAAAAAUCCUAAAGAUCAAAUGGUUAGGUUUUGUUCUCGCCCCUCCCAAGUUUUAAUGCAGUAACCCUAUUAAUGUUUAGUGUUUUAUAUCUGUUUGUAUAAAUUGUAAAUAAAGAGUUAUGUUUUAUUGAAAGAAAUAUUUAUAUCUAAUUAGCUUAAACAGCAGCGCUUCGAGAUGAUAUGAAGACGCGCAAACGUCAACGAUUUCAUAUUAGCAUUUAACCGUAUAAGCGCACAAAUGCGUGUGUAUAAUAACAUGUUUUCUUGCAUUCCACGUUGUGUUUGGAGCGUUUAUAAAGAAUUUAAAAAAGCGCAAUAAAUUUACCUUCUUAUGUUUGUUAAAAUCCGUUUCACCAAUCUGGAUCAUUUUUUUAUGUCCUAACAUUUUAUUUCACUUUCACAACAUUUAUUUCCUUCUUAUCUCUAAAAUUUAUGAUUUAGUUAGUUUAAUUGUAAAACAUUUUAAAAAGUCUACCACAUUGAUCCCAUUUAAACAGAGGAUCUCUUGGAUGCCGAAUUUGUUAUCUUAAUGUUGUAUACUAGUACCCAUAGAGCAGUAGUAUUUAUUGAUUACAAACUAUCUAUAACUACAACUAGCAAAGGAGAUAAAUGACAAUUUACCCAUUUGUAUAUGUAUGUGUCUGUGAUUUUGAUAGAUAUUUUUAAAAUACAUACACACUUUGUUGAAGCACUAUUGAAAAAACAA
Messenger RNA from Aedes albopictus (Asian tiger mosquito), 2723 nucleotides. RefSeq names its product protein adenylyltransferase Fic (gene Fic). The coding region runs from base 213 to 1703 and encodes 496 amino acids. The record is from RefSeq and is a predicted model, not a curated record. Lineage: Eukaryota; Metazoa; Arthropoda; Insecta; Diptera; Culicidae. Gene Ontology annotation, molecular function: protein binding. The transcript has 3 exons.